AUGCAGUCUGCCGGCGAGGACGUGUCGCAAUCAGACAAGAAAUUAUUGGAGGAUCUUUCGGGAAGUGGUAGAGCCAUCGGCGUCCUGACCAGCGGAGGAGAUGCGCAAGUUAAACGAUUUCAGGAAUGGGUGUGUGUUAUUUUAAACUUUGCUCUCAUGAACUGCAAUUUCUAUCAUCUGGUCAUGAAUUUCAGCUGGGACCACAUCCAUUUGAUCCUUAUUGGAAUUAUUGCAGGGAUGGUUACUGCUGAUUUUGCUUCAGGCUUGGUCCACUGGGGAGCAGACACGUGGGGUUCUGUUGAUCUGCCUAUACUAGGCAAGGCUUUCAUUAGACCAUUCAGAGAACAUCAUAUUGAUCCCACUGCUAUAACAAGACAUGACUUCAUAGAAACAAAUGGUGAUAACUGUAUGAUUACUGUGAUCCCCUUGGCUCAUAUGGCAUACAAAUUUUUUACAGUAUCUCCAGAUUGUGCUCAAGUUCCCAGAAUGGGCUUGGAUCCCAUUGACUUUGACUUGUGGGUGAUAGAAGUGUGCUGCUUUGCCUCCCCUUUCAUCAUGACCACAGCAAUGAAUGUAUCCAUUAUGAUUACCAUUCAAAAUUAUUACUUAAAUGCAAUCAGUAUUGCACCAGCUGGCAAAGUGACAUUGGAGUGUUUGGUACUUGAUUAA
Molecule: messenger RNA, 669 nt
Organism: Rhincodon typus (whale shark)
Lineage: Eukaryota; Metazoa; Chordata; Chondrichthyes; Orectolobiformes; Rhincodontidae
Product: plasmanylethanolamine desaturase-like
Exons: 6
Coding region: 1-669 (222 amino acids)
Molecular function (GO): oxidoreductase activity
Source: RefSeq, a predicted model, not a curated record